AUGAAUUUAAAUACAACUGAACCAACAACAACGACAUCAAACAAUGAACAACAAGAUUAUCAAGCAACAACGUUAAAUUCAGAUAAUUUGACACGUUAUUUUUAUUUACCAAUAUUUCCACCAGCAACAUCAAUGAUAAAAUUGGGUGCCAAUGAUGAUUUAUUAUUAGCUAAUGUACCAAAUAGUCAUCUUGCACAAAAUCAACUAUUACAACGUCAACAAGCUACACAGAUAUCAGAUAGUUUGAUAUUGAACAAUAUCGAUGAUAGUCGAGAACCAUUUUGUUUAUCUGCAAUAGAUAUUAAAGAAUUAUCGACAAGAUUACAAGUUAAUGAAUCAAUUAUUAUAUGCAAUGCUAAUCGAUUACGUGCCAUUUGUGAUCGACUUCUUGAAUUACAUGAAUAUUUUAGAAGAAGAGUACUUGCAAUACAAGAUGUUGCUUUAAACGAACCAACUCUCAAUUCAAAACAAAUGUCUUUAAUAUUAGAAUUUUUCUUACAAAUCGAUGCCGAUGUAUUCUAUAUGAAAACAUGUCGAUUUCGUGAUGCUGAACCAUGUCCAUCAAUAAAAGGUCUUUUCUGUAAUGAUGAAUCACCAAAAGCAAGAUAUAGUAUGGUUCCAUGUGGUACUACUAAUUGUCCAUGUUGUCAUUCCAUAGAAAAUAGUUCAAGUCAUCGUUUUGUCAAUGGUUAUACAACUUAUUUGAAUUGUCCAGCAACAUGUACAACAUCGAAUAUUGUUUUUGUUAUGACAUGUCCAUGUGGUCAAUAUGAAUUUAUUGAUUCAACAUCGGGUACAUUAGCUGAUGCUUUAACUCGUAGGUAA
Molecule: messenger RNA, 825 nt
Organism: Adineta ricciae
Lineage: Eukaryota; Metazoa; Rotifera; Eurotatoria; Adinetida; Adinetidae
Source: the annotation of a GenBank genome assembly